GCAUCAACAGCCUCCACAGCGGGUUUCCACAGUGGAUUUUCACAACAGAGACAUAAACAAAGCGUUGAAACACGGCGGUUCACACGGCGGCAAAGGACUAGCGACGAGAUGAGCCUCUCAGAUGGGUUGGAGGAUCAUAUAGAGAUCCCCAGCAGCGACGAAGGGUUUACCGCCUCGCCCACUUUCGCAGUGACAGACCUUUUAACGUCACUGGGGGAGCGUACACAGGACGCGGAGUAUUUGGUGACGAAGGGCAACGAUUUGAUACUUCUGUUACAGAAGUUCCCGUAUAUCAAGGAGGACUUGAUCCUGAGUGCGUUUGGCCAUAAGCUGCAGACGCUGCUCACACAUCCAAAGAAGGAAGUUGUCGCCACAGGCUAUAGGAUAUGCCGGUAUGUUGUAUUCGAUGUUGCGUCUCUCCAAGGGCUGAUCUCUUUGAAGCUUGACGUGUUGAUGAUUAUCUCACUGGCGAAAGGCUCUCACCACGACAUCGAGAGGGAGCAGGCGAUCAAGCUGCUGCGUGCGUUCUUUGACAUCCCGAACGGUGCAAAGGAGAUCACGAGAGGGCUGGCCAAUGCGGUGCUGGCCAUCGCUGAACAGGUUGACGACAAGAUGAGGAAGCUUUGUAUAGAGACGUCGUGCGAGAUAUGCCUGCUGAGGCCGGAUCUGAUUAGACCACACUCGAUUGUUCAAUUCAUACUCGACGGUCCCUUUGAGCUGUCUUCGAUGUGUGCCACCACUAUCGUGUCGUUGUUGAACACGCAAGAGGGACGGAAGCACAUCGAACUACAAGACAUGCAAAAGAUUAUAUCUCCAUUCACUGAGUUCCCAGUGAAGGGCCAUUUGAACAAUGAUCAGAUCCAGACAAGUGCGUACGUCAUUUCGAGGUUCCUGAAGAACCUUGCUGGACUUCACGGGUUUUGUAUGGAUGAUUUCAAACCUUUAAGGGAACUGAUUGCGUGCCUAUCAUUCCCAGUGAAUGGGGUUGUCUCAAAGUUGUUAGAUCUCUUUCUUGAUCUUUUGAUGGUUAGACCCCUCAGCAAAAAACCAAUUACACAACCAACAAAGACAGUGAUUGUUCCCCUAAAGUUGGAAAACCAAUUCGUCUUGAGCAAUCACUAUCUCGCCCUCAUAGUUACCAUUUUGUUUCGUUGUGGAAUAGUACCACAACUCUUGGGGAUUCUGGAAACAUCGAAAGAUGAGGGAAACUGUACAAAGGCUGGCUGUAUGCUUGCAGAGUUGGCAAAUAUCAAGACAAACUUGGUUCCGGAAGAGUUCUCAAUCGAUGAUAGUGCAGAGAUCAUGGUUAAUUUUAACUCAACCGACUCUAACAAUGGAAGACCAGAGUACAUAUUGGAAAGACUGACGAGAAAGUCUUACAAAGGACGUACCAAUCUAGGACUGCAAAACGUCAAAAUCUCUGAGAACUUUACAAAGAUCUCUAAAUCAAGCAAAAACAAUUUCAGCUAUUAUGCGGAUGAAACCAGGUUAAGACAGAUGAUUUCAGAUUCGAAGGUUUUAUCAUCCAAGAAGUUUGUUGAAUGGGACUGCGAUAUUUUAACCGAACUAUUCCAAGGACCCUUUAUGAAUGGCAAGAGACUCGACGAUAUAAAUAGAACAACAAAGUUCUUGAAACGUUUAUUAUCCUUCUACAGACCCUUCAAGCAUAAAUUCAGUGCUACGAAAAGGACAAAGUCAAGCGUCAGAUUUAUCAAGCUUGGUUGUGAUAUCAUUACCUGUCUAUUGAGUUCCCACCAGGGUGUCUUAAUCUUAAAAGAGAACAAAAUCGUCCCUCAGAUUGCAGAGUGCCUUGCUCAGCUGGAUCCAUAUAGCGGUUUCUAUGCCAAAGAUCAAAUCUUUUCAAAAGCUAGAUUAGAAUCAACAUUGACUAGUGGCUACUUUACGAUACUAGGAAAGAUUUCUUCUUAUGAGAAUGGUUUGAAACUGAUGGAACAAUGGAAAAUUUUCAGUAUCAUACACCAUAUAUCAGAUGAUCCGUUCCGUCGUGAGGAUUUGAUCAUUAUGUUUAUGAAUGAAAUGAGCUACGACUCACCAGGACAAUUAAGGGUACUUUUGUCAAAGUUUCUCCAUUCUGAGAAUAAAAAAAUCAAGGUCAGUGCUACCAAUUUGCUGAGGACCCUUAUAAGGAACGAAGAAACGAGGGACUUCGCUUGUGAAUUACUUGUUGAGCAACUCUAUGAACAAGACAAGGAUGUCUGCUCAAUUGUGAUAUCCGUACUCUCAGAAUACUGCGACGAAUCAGCUAGACAUAUGGACCAGAUAAUCAAUCUGAACCCCAGUGUUAACAUUCUCAAGCUGUACAGUUCGGGAAGAGACUCGCUGCUAAUGAAAUUUCUAAGUACAUCUAGUGGGUUUGAAUAUCUUCAUCAUAAUGGAUUCAUAGACCAGGAGUUUGACAGUUGGGUUUCUGGUGAGAAGUAUAUUGACUAUGCUUUGGAGGUUGACAGACUGCUCAUGAAAAUGGACAAGGAUUGGGAUGACCCUCUUGUGUCUCCUUCAGUUUCACUUCCUCCAAACCUCUUCGGAGAACUGAUAAAGACAGAGGAGGGAUUUAGCGUUAUUGUACAAUCAGGUGUACUAACUGAUUUUGUGAACAUGGUACGCUUCUAUGCGACAAGUAUAGGUAAAACACAGCCUACCACAAUUGAUUAUCUCAGAUUGAAAGCUUGCCUCUGGUCUAUUGGCCUUAUGAGCACAAGUGAUCUAGGCAUUGAAACCCUAGAUGUUAACGGUUGUAUUGAAGACAUUGUUCAAAUUGCAUAUAAUAGUCCUCUAAUCGAUCUUAGAGGGAUUGCAUUUUAUGUUUUGGGUCUCAUUUCCAGAAAUAUGCAAGGUGUUGAAGUUCUUGACGAGUACUCUUGGUGUUCCAAGCUGGAUGUGUAUCAAAAAUCAAUAGGGAUUUCUGUUCCAAAGGAUACUCAGAAAUUCAUCGGGUUCAAUCAUGAUGAAAUUGCCUCAAAUGAAAUCAUAGAUUUUAACAUCUUCAAUGAGAUAGAUUCAGAGGACAUGAUAUUGACGAAGCUUGUGAAGAUUGUGGCAGAUUUGUGCAAUCACGUCUACCUGAAUUCUGCAUCCAAGGAGCUCACAACCUUUACUAAACAGCAUCCAGAGUGCUUCGAAGACCCUGAUGUUUUCUACCUCGUCCUCCAGUACUUCGAGAUGUACAAGUACCGUCAGACUGUAAGAAAAUUCAUCAUCGAGGCAUUUACCGAAUCCAGUCGUUUGCUGGAGACUAUUGUGAAACGUGACAAGAAACGUAUGAAAGAGCUUUUGAGAACCUAGCGACGAGAUUAUAUAUAUAGAGAGGGUAAUGAUUUAUGAAUGCAAACGGACAUUAUUAUAUACAGUGAAAAUGCAAGGUAUGUUUUAAACUU
This is a messenger RNA of Williopsis jadinii, 3395 nucleotides long. RefSeq names its product TORC2 complex subunit TSC11 (gene TSC11). Gene Ontology annotation, cellular component: TORC2 complex. NCBI's taxonomy places the organism in Eukaryota, Fungi, Ascomycota, Saccharomycetes, Phaffomycetales, Wickerhamomycetaceae. The transcript has a single exon. Gene Ontology annotation, biological process: TORC2 signaling. Bases 109 to 3303 code for a protein of 1064 amino acids. The record is from RefSeq and is a predicted model, not a curated record.